UGAGGAUUUGUCCGCUUUUUUCGAUGCUUCUCCGGGCCACGUCGGACUAGCCUGACCCGCGAACGAGUAACCAGAAUUCACAGACGAGUUCUCGCGAUGCUGACGACGAGCGCGAGGAUCGUCCGUCUGCCUGAUACGGAUCUCUAAAAAAAUCACUGUCCCGAUAUCGCGCUUUAGCUGUUAUCAUCGAAACGCGCGGAUUAAUCUGUCUGAAGGCUUUGUUUGCUGAAACGAAAUCGGCACGAUGCAUUCGGUGAUGCGUGAUCUACGCGAGGACACUGCAAUUUCAACGGAGAGAAAGUGAUCGAGUCGCCUCAACGAUCGGGCUGUUUUCGACGGAGGAUAUCGAAGAAUCGUGGUUCCCGUAACGUCGAUCGUCGAAAGGAAGAUGCCUCCGCAAGAAAAAUUCGAAACGACCGCGGGUCUGGAUGACGCUGGCGCCAGCAACGCAACACCUUGCCAAAGCUCAUUGAACCUGGAAACGAAUUCGACUGCUCCUAACGCGAAAGCCAAAGACGAAUCGAGGGACAUGGAUUUUGACGAGCUGCUGCCUUACGUCGGAGAGUUCGGCCUCUAUCAGAAGAUCCUCUUCCUUCUGAUGAUCCCUUUUGCAUCGUUCGUCGCCUGGGUCUAUUUCUCGCAGAUAUUCAUCACUCUCGUGCCGAACGAACAUUGGUGCUUGGUACCCGAACUCGAGAAUCUCACCCUCCAAGAAAGACUCUUACUGGCGAUACCGAUCGACCAUGAAGGUUACUCGAGAUGCAGCAUGUACGAUGUAAAUUACACCGAGAUUCUAUUAAGUGGAAGACACGAACCGGACCCAUCGUGGCCAAGAAGUGGCUGCCAACACGGUUGGGAAUUUAAUUACACCAGCAUCCCUUACGCAACCGUAGCGACCGAGUUAGGAUGGGUGUGCGAUUACAGUGCCCUGCCAACCACGGCGCAGAGCAUCUUCUUCGUCGGUGCCAUCUUCGGAGGGUUAAUUUUCGGUUGGAUAGCUGAUCAAUAUGGCAGGAUACCGGCUCUGAUCGGGGCGAAUCUGAUGGGUUUCGUGGCGGGAGUCGCCACCGCGUUUUCUCAAAGCUUCUGGCAGUUCACGCUGUGCCGCUUCUUCGUCGGUUUCGCUUUCGACAAUUGCUUCACCAUGAUGUACAUAUUAGUGUUGGAGUACGUUGGACCAAAAUGGCGGACGUUCGUAGCGAACAUGUCGAUAGCCAUAUUCUUCACUUUCGCUGCCUGCGUUUUACCCUGGAUCGCAUAUUUUUUGGCGGACUGGAGGAUGACCUGCAUCGCGACGUCGGUUCCUCUUGUCUUGGCAGUGGCGACGCCUUGGUUGGUACCGGAAAGUGCUCGGUGGCUUGUGAGUCAAGGCCAAAUAGAUAGAGCCAUCGGGAUCCUGAACAAAUUCGAGCAAGUAAACGGUACAAAAGUGCCCGACGAUGUCUACAAACGAUUUAGGGAGACCUGUGCCAAAGUCUGUAAAGAAGAGGAAGCGGACAGAAUGUACUCCGUGCUGGAUUUAUUUAGAACACCACGGCUUCGGAAUAUCACGAUCUUAUUUAUUGUAAUAUGGAUGGCGAUCUCUUUGGUGUUCGAUGGUCAUGUACGGAACGUCGAUAACUUAGGCUUAAACGUUUUCGUGACAUUCACGAUCGCGGCGGCGACUGAAUUGCCCGCUGACACAUUUCUCACAGCUGUUCUCGACAGAUGGGGCAGAAGAUGGCUGGCCUGCGGUUCUCUGGUCGUUUCCGGAAUUUUCAGUAUUUGGGCUUCCGCGGUUUCCAACAAUAUCUACUCGGCCACUUUGGCCAUUCUGGGUAGAUUUUGGAUAAACAUAUCGUACAACAUCGGCCUCCAGUACGCGGCUGAAGUAUUGCCGACCGUCGUCAGGGCUCAGGGUGUGGCCUUGAUACACAUAAUGGGAUACGUCGCGAGCAUUUUGGCACCCUUCGUGGUUUAUCUCAACGUGGUCUCGACGAUUCUGCCCCUUCUGGUGUUGGGCGUCCUCGGGAUCGCUGGCGGUCUUCUCACUCUGUUUUUACCGGAAACGCUGGACAAGGAUCUUCCGCAAACGUUACAGGACGGCGAGGACUUUGGUAAAGACCAGAAAAUGUGGGACUUCCCUUGUAUCAGUAGGAACCGCGAGGACGAUGAAACGCCUUCGGCUACGUUCAAAACGUUCUCUCGAGGUAGCGUCAGGAACUCGAUGAGGGCCUCUCUUCGUGGUGAAACGUUGAGAAGCAGCAUGAUACGGAGAACGAGCGUGAGGUCGAGAAAGAGCAGCAACUCUAUCACGGAAGUGGAAAGAUUGUAGCGAAAACUGUGUCCAUUUCCCACAGAAUUGUCAAUCCUCCAACGAUAAGCAUUUGACGAAGAAACGCGUGCUUCUAUUCGCAUUGAUGAAUGAUGGUAUGGUUGCAAUAUGUACAUUAAAUGAAAGUCCUUCUUAUCAUACAAAAUUUGAAGAAAAUAUCGUGAAAAUGUGAUUAGAAUUCGAAGAAAUCCUUUUCUUCUUUUCUUUGUGAAUCUUAUGUUGUGCCACGAUACGAAUACACGCGAUACGGACUCCGGGUCUAUUUUGAUUCGCAUCCGAAUUUCGUUAAUUAGUAUUCCUCUAUAAAAUAACCAGUUUCUAUGGGUCAAAAUGUACCCGGAGACCGUUGUGCGAGGGUCAAGCUCAAUUUGCUCCAAAUGUCUAGCGGAUUUGCCUUUCCGAGUAGGAAACGAAAGAUAAAACUGUGAAUUCUUAACUCGUUUCUAGCAGAUGCUGAGCGGCUCGAAGUUGAAAUAACUUAACCAACACGAGCGUAAGUUGUGUAAAUACGUGUAAAAAUUUCUAGGUGAAUAUAUUAGAAGUCGUUCGUACAUGCGCGCGAACGAUGGAACUUAUUUUUAUUUUUGCUGUAACCAAAAUCGUCAGUGUUUUUUAAUAAAAGCGACGUAGAUCAUCG
Messenger RNA from Colletes gigas, 2951 nucleotides. Its product is annotated as organic cation transporter protein-like. Gene Ontology annotation, cellular component: membrane. Lineage: Eukaryota; Metazoa; Arthropoda; Insecta; Hymenoptera; Colletidae. The record is from RefSeq and is a predicted model, not a curated record. The transcript is spliced from 8 exons. Gene Ontology annotation, molecular function: transmembrane transporter activity. Gene Ontology annotation, biological process: transmembrane transport. Bases 389 to 2314 code for a protein of 641 amino acids.